Melopsittacus undulatus (budgerigar) is the source of this 2097-nucleotide messenger RNA. It is a transcript of the gene DPF2, whose product is annotated as double PHD fingers 2. The transcript has 12 exons. The record is from RefSeq and is a predicted model, not a curated record. Lineage: Eukaryota; Metazoa; Chordata; Aves; Psittaciformes; Psittaculidae. Gene Ontology annotation, cellular component: nucleus; MLL3/4 complex. Gene Ontology annotation, molecular function: transcription coactivator activity; histone H3K4 methyltransferase activity; histone binding. The coding region runs from base 27 to 1244 and encodes 405 amino acids. Gene Ontology annotation, biological process: positive regulation of transcription by RNA polymerase II.
CGCCGGGCCCUGGCGGCGGAGGCAAGAUGGCGGCGGUGGUACAGAAUGUGGUCAAGCUGCUGGGGGAGCAGUACUACCGCGACGCCAUGGAGCAGUGCCACAACUACAACGCGCGGCUGUGUGCCGAGCGCAGCGUCCGCCUCCCGUUCCUGGACUCCCAGACUGGAGUGGCCCAGAGCAACUGCUACAUCUGGAUGGAGAAGAGGCACCGAGGGCCUGGGUUGGCAGCCGGGCAGCUGUACUCGUACCCAGCACGGCGCUGGAGGAAGAAGCGCCGCGCGCACCCGCCCGAGGACCCGCGCCUCGCCUUCCCCUCCAUCAAACCUGACACGGAGCAGAGCCUGAAGAAGGAUGGACUCCUGGCCCAGGAUGGCAGCAGUUUGGAAGCUCUGCUCCGGACUGAGCCCCUGGAGAAGAGGAACCUUCCGGAUCCACGUCUGGAUGAUGACAGCUUGGGAGAAUUCCCAGUCACCAACAGCCGUGCACGGAAGCGGAUCCUGGAGCCGGAUGAUUUCCUGGAUGAUCUGGAUGAUGAAGACUAUGAGGAGGAUACACCAAAGCGACGAGGGAAGGGGAAGGCCAAGGGCAAAGGCGUCAGUGGGGCUCGGAAGAAGCUGGAUGCAGCAAUCUUGGAAGACCGGGAUAAGCCCUAUGCUUGCGACAAUAGUUACAAACAAAAGCAUUCCUUGAAACCUCCCGACCGAGUUUGUGGGAAGCGCUACAAGAACCGCCCGGGAUUGAGCUACCACUAUGCUCAUUCCCACCUGGCAGAGGAGGAAGGAGACGACAAGGACGAUUCCCAGCCCCCGACUCCCGUUUCCCAGCGAUCCGAGGAGCAGAAAUCCAAGAAAGGUCCGGAUGGUCUGGCCCUUCCCAACAACUACUGCGACUUCUGCUUGGGAGAUUCCAAGAUCAACAAGAAAACAGGACAACCGGAAGAGCUGGUGUCCUGCUCCGACUGUGGGCGCUCAGGACACCCGUCCUGCCUCCAGUUCACCCCAGUGAUGAUGGCGGCCGUCAAGACCUACCGCUGGCAAUGCAUCGAGUGCAAGUGCUGCAACAUCUGUGGCACCUCCGAGAAUGAUGAUCAGCUGCUGUUCUGUGAUGACUGCGACCGUGGGUACCACAUGUACUGCCUGACCCCCCCCAUGUCGGAGCCUCCCGAGGGGAGCUGGAGCUGCCACUUGUGUCUGGAUCUGCUCAAGGAGAAAGCCUCCAUCUACCAGAACCAGAACAAUUCCUGAUCCCAAUCCAUUGGGAUGUGCUUCCCGAUCCAUGCGGUUCCCUAUUGGUUUGGGGCCUUUCCUCUUCCUUUUCCCCCUUUUUUAAACCUUCCCUUUGGUUUUGGUUCCUUUUGCCUUUAUUCCUCUCAAUCCCUUGGGAAAGGGGCUUGGGAUUGAUGGGAUUUUACCCCACGAGGGUUUAGCUCCCCCCUCACAACCCAAUGGGACAUCCCAUUGGGAUCCCAUUGGGAUAUCCCAUGGGGAUCCCAUUGGAACAACCCAUGGGGAUCCCAAUGGGACAACCCAUGGGGAUCCCAUUGGAACAACCCAUGGGGAUCCCAUUGGAACAACCCAUGGGGAUCCCAAUGGGACAACCCAUGGGGAUCCCAUUGGAACAUCCCAUGGGGAUCCCAUUGGAACAACCCAUGGGGAUCCCAAUGGGACAACCCAUGGGGAUCCCAUUGGAACAACCCAUGGGGACAUCCCCCCAUCCCUAUGGAUCCCAUUGCUGCACAUGGCACAGGCUGGGCCUUUCCCAUCGCCAUUCCCGGCUUUCCAGCCCUAUCCCUGCCCCACAGCAUUCCAGACCCUUCCCAUCCCCCUUUCCAUAGGGACACAUCAGAUCCCAUGCAGGGCUGGGGGGGGGGGGAGGGGCUGUUUGUGCAGUUUGGGGCUUUUUUGGUGCAGUUUUGGGAUUUUUAUGUUUUUUCUGUUAAAUUUGGGGGUUUUUUGUUAAAUUUUGAGGGUUUUGUUAAAUUUGGGGAUUUUGGGUCAGUUUGGCUUUUUUUGGUUAAAUUUAGGGUCUUUUUACUAUUUUUGGGGGGGAUUUUGUUCAGUUUUGAGGCUUUGUUAAAUUUGGGGGGAUUUGGUUCAU